Molecule: messenger RNA, 3303 nt
Organism: Sycon ciliatum
Lineage: Eukaryota; Metazoa; Porifera; Calcarea; Leucosolenida; Sycettidae
Exons: 4
Coding region: 1-2763 (920 amino acids)
Molecular function (GO): calcium ion binding
Source: RefSeq, a predicted model, not a curated record
AUGCAUCUACUUGCAGGGGACGGCGACUCCUGUCAGGACAUCAACGAGUGCACGCAGGCCGGCCCGCCCGUGUGCCCGCCCGUCGGCGCGAACUGCACCAACACGAGAGGCUCGUUUGAGUGCAAGUGCGCCACGGGGUACACCGGCGACGGAGCGUUCUGCACGGACAUCGUUGAGUGUGUGACGCCUGAGGAUAACGCGUGCAGCGAGAACGCUCACUGCACGAACACGGCCGGGGCGUACGGUUGUUUGUGCAAGGCCGGGUUCACCGGCGACGGAUACACCUGCAGCAAUGUGAAUGAGUGCAGUGCGGCGUCCACAUGUGCGUCCAAUGCAAUCUGCAACAAUACGCUGGGUUCGUACACGUGCAGCUGUCCGUUUGGUCACGACGGCGACGGUCACACGGUGUGCAACGACAUUGAUGAGUGUUUGCGCGUGGGUAUCUGCGCUGGUAACGCCGCCUGCCGCAACGUAGUCGGCUCCUAUCGCUGUGCAUGCCUGACCGGCUUUACCGGCGACAGUCACAGCAACUGCUCGGACAUAAACGAGUGCGAGGAGGCUAGUAGCCUGCACAACUGCGACUUGGCGGUGGGAGAGUGCAUCAACGAGGUCGGCGCGUUCAAGUGCAGCUGCCCGGUGGGUUACAGCGGCGACGGCACUGUCUGCGAGGAUGUGAACGAGUGCGAGCAGACGAUGGAUGCCUGUCUCCAGGGCGCCGACUGUGUGAACACGAACGGCUCGUAUUCGUGUCCCUGUCUCGCUGGUUAUCGCGAGGACGGCGCGCUGUGCACGGAAGUGAACGAGUGCUGGGAGGGAACGCACAGCUGCCACGCACUGUUCGGCACCUGCAUCAACCUGAACGGCUCGUACGAGUGCACGUGCCGCGAGCACUUCGCCGGCGACGGCGUGGAGUGCGCGUCCGUGGACCACUGCGUGACCGGCACACACAACUGCAGUCGCAACGCACGCUGCAGCACUGGUGACGAGACGACUGCAGUGACCAUGGCAACAACAACACCUGCAGCAGCGACAACAGCAGCAGCGGGCACGGUUGCAGCGCUGGCAGAUUCUUCAUUCAACUGCCAAUGUCUACCGGGAUACUUUGGUGAUGGCUAUGUGUGCAACAUCAGCACCAACGCUAAAAGUGGUCAGCAAGAUGCCGGAGCCCAGGCAAUGUUCAUCACUGGCGUGGGUGCUCUGACCUGUGUGGUCGUGAUCAUGCUGGCCGCUUUCUUUGCCUAUAAGUCUGAGACCAGAAAGCGUCCUAGCAUUCUGCAACAGCCAAUGCCCGGCAUGUCUUCUUUUAGCAGCAGGAAGAACGAUGUCGACGAGCACCCGCCACAGCUCCAAUUCGACAACAAAGCGUAUGAACUGUUCUUGAGGUAUGGAAGCAGUGCCACGUCGACGGACGACUACACCACUACGUACCACGAGGAGUUUCAGCUGGCAAGAGCCGACGCCCGCUCCCAGUCGGUGAGCACCUACACCGACGCCAAGCCGGACCGGCAGCUCUCGCCGGACACGUCGGCCCACUGUCAGCAAGCUGAGCAGAGCCUGCGCGGCGACCUCAGCUGCAGUGCUGGCAAUCUGAGCCAAGAAACUUCCAACUCCACGUCCAACCUCACCGGUGCGAUGUACGACGAAAGGCAAGGAAACGGUAAGCCGAUCAACACGCAGCAAGGCCACACGGAAUCAGGCCACCGUCUCACCAACACUCUCUACGCUAUGUGCUCCUCGUUGCUCUACAGCGUGGUGGGCAAGAAGUCGAGACGGAACAGCGCCACCAUCCCGGUCACUUCCUCACCGUGUUGGUCGAAUAUCAGCUCCCAGCACGACCUCGGCUGUCGGUACAACGUAACUGAGGAGAGACUCGUUGCCAACAACCACUCUGGGUCGACCGCUUCACCGCUCGGCGAAAGCCAGGCCGAAGACUUGGAGCAUUGGACAUCGGCGGACGGCGAUUACCUCAACGUCUUCUCUCGCAGGCCAACAAUAGAGGGAGGAGGUAGAUGGGCCAGUAGGAGAGGUUCGUCAGUUACCACUGUGCCGUUGAACGAAUUCGAAGGAGACUAUGGUGUGAUCGAUGACCUGACGAGGGCCAACUCAAACGACUGGAACCCCUGCGACGAAGAAAAACAGUACUCUCUUUUCAGCAGGCACGUGAACGGAAGCACUAACGAUGCAUACGCUGUAGGCUCAGCAGCGGCAGCAGCAGGCGGGGGCUGGGAAUCUCUGGACAGUGAGCAACAUGCGAGCAGGGCGGCAGCAGACGAACUGUCAAGUUCCGUCCCGGCAAAGUCAAUGCAAGCCAACGGCAAGCCAGUGUCUAUCGACCUCGAUGGCAGCUAUGAAUCUAAGAACAACAGCGGCAGCACUACACCACUGACGGUCUUCGAAGUUUCCAUGACCGAGGCUCAGCCUGACGUGAGCACCGUGUGCAACAAGCAUGCCCUGUUCGAUUUCAGUACGUCCAGCCAGCCCUUGGACGGGGCCUCGGACGAACAAGUCUGCUUGGCCGCGGAGACGAGGCUUGCCGUCUCGGCCACACAGUGUGGGCAUGAGGAAGAUGCCGCCAGUCCUCAGAAGUCGGAAAGCUCUUCUGUGCAGGUCACCUCCAGUGGUAACCAGGUGCCCAGCUUGCUGCUCAAAACCAAGAAGGACAUGGAGCUCGACACGCAGAAUUGUGUUACCGUAGCCCCCGGCGGCGCAAUGGCGGUGUUGGAUCGAAAGACGAGCGCACUGAUACGUGCCCUCUUCUCCUGAGCAGAUUGCUGGCGCGCAGUACACGCUGGUGGGCAAAGCCUCCGUCAAGAGGAACCCCCCAUCAUCACAAACCCACCUCCUGCGCCAUCCAGCCUUUCCGGAAAGGCCGACCAGGACAAGCCUUACUUCCCGCACGUCCCGAACCACUAUUCUUACGUGCGUGCAGAGAGUCUGGAGCGCAACAGCCAAAUGAAAGUGGCCAGAAUGUGCAGCGUUGGCGCGGGAGCUAUGGACAGGGCGUCAUCCGUACAGAUGAGUUUGGAUGACUACUUCGCAGAGGAACUCGGUGGCAACAAAUCUGGCACCGGGUAGUUUGAAGAGGUAUCCUCGGAUGCACACCGCUUAGCUCGUGCUCUUCGCUGUCAUGUCCUCGCUAGACAACCACGAUGCACUGUUGGAUAGUGCCUUCUGCCCCUUUCCGUCCUUUGCUCACACUGGUUUUGUCAACGUUAUUAUGUGCGUAUUGCUUGCUUGUGUCUCAGCUGCUCGGGGCUGCGAUGAACAAAAUAUUUCCAAUAAUCCAGAAUAUGGCUUUCAUUU